UUCGUUCUGAACUGCGAAGUUGGUGGUUUGCAAUCUCUUCAAUAUUAUGGACUCUCGAGUGGCAGACUGUGUUUGAUCAAGCAUUAUGGCGUUCUUGCUGUUGGGAUGGAAUACUACAUCAGGCAAACAAAAUGUCGAUAAGACAAAUCUCUGGCAGGACAAAACAACUUACCGACUCGCUUCUGAUGACAUGUACAAUAUUUGUUUUAACGUUAUCAUGGACGGAAUUGGCGUAGAUGAUCUCCCUCGCCUGUCAAGUGCCGAUGUUCUCAGUGUACACAUGUUCUAGUUUCUGCUUCAGUUCUUCGAUCGAUCGGUCCGUCGAUGGCGCCGAAAUGCGGAGUUUGCGUCGAGGCGGAAUCGAAGUACAAGUGUCCGAAUUGCCUUACCCCCUACUGUUCGUUGGCAUGCUACAAGACUCACAAAGUCACUCCGUGCACUAAGCCGCCAGAUCCUUCUGCCGCGUCGCAGAAUGAGGAUGUUGCCAAACAACCACCUAGAUCUUUUGAAGAAAAUGAAGAUGAAUCCGGAUGGAGGUUACGCCGAGCUCAGUUAGAGGCCAUGGCUGCAUCAGAUGACAUUCGUCGUAUGUUAAGAGACGACGAACUACGGAAGCUUAUUCAGAAAAUAGAUUCCUCCAUCACUCCCGAGAAGGAUCUGGACAAGGCAAUGGAAGGAGCAGCUUUUAAACAAUUCACUGACAAGAUUCUGGCAGUUGUUAGUUCGGAAGAUAAAUCUCACGUGACACAGUCUUGAAGAUGCCAGAUUGAAGGGCUCAAGUUGCACCUAAUCAUCUCUCCUUCUCCUCUGGACGGCAAGAUAGCGCUCCUUCAGUUCCCGCGCUCAUUAUGCUCUUCAGAGUAUAGAGAUAUCUCCCCGGCCGAUUUCUGAGUAGAGAUUGCAAUGGAUAUGGAGUUAGAGGUUAUGUCGUAUCUACGCUUCAUCAUCUGGUCUGUAAAUUUCUUGUAGGAAAGGUCUGUCGUUGCUGUAUAACGAGAAGACCUGGAAUUUUGUAGUUUUGACUGGUUCAAAGGUACUCCCUUUUCAGUGGAGCGAGCAAACAGAGAAGUUUGUCACAGAUACAUCUAGUUUUAGUAGAAGUUAGUAUCGGGUUGUGCCUUUACCACCUUGCACAACCUUGAACCUGGUCGGCUAUUCCAGCUUAAGCUUCAAAGCCGGAGUUGAACUGAUUAGUGUACCUUUUACUUUUCAAAUGUUUCGAAGGUUUACGGAAUUCUUCAGAUAUUUUGCCCUAAGACAUGUUUUUUUUUGAGAACGGGUGUUUGCCUUAGUAUGUGGAAUGACGUACGAGAAAGUGUUGGCGGCUGCAAAUGAUGCGAAUCCCCAUACAAUACCUUGGUGCUUGGCUCAGUGUGGAUGACUACUGGGACCUUUAUACCUAGAGUUGCGGAUGUAGUCAAGAUUAGUUGAAGAUUACCAAGAUUAGUUGAGGAGAUGGCUCUUUCUCACGGAGUCAUGGUGAGUGUCAAUUUAGUACCGAAGGGGGUUGGGCUGGUUAGGCUGCAAAAGCAUAGUGCCCUUCCAGUGACUUCAACGUUUCUCGGUAACUUGUGGAGUGUUGCCUGCAGACCAAGUCAUAAAUGCACAAAAUAGCUCUUUGCAGAUUCAGAUGCAGGCCUGCUUGUGUCGUUUCAAGGAUGUUUGACUUGUUCGCACAUCAAGAGAACGACGACUUGUUCUAACUAGUGUUUGGGCUGGGCGAGUGGUGCAUCCGUGUUGAU
This is a messenger RNA of Marchantia polymorpha subsp. ruderalis, 1742 nucleotides long. The record is from the annotation of a GenBank genome assembly. NCBI's taxonomy places the organism in Eukaryota, Viridiplantae, Streptophyta, Marchantiopsida, Marchantiales, Marchantiaceae.